CCGUCAAAAUUCGUAAACAGAAUUGUAAACAAAAAACAUUUACAUGUGCGCUGUUUUCUGCUCCGCUUUAUUCUGUUUUAGUUUUUCAAAUAGUUAAAACUAUUUCAAUAAUUGUUGGUUGUUAAUUAGGUUUAGUACGCGAGUUUCCCCGUCAAUUCGAGAUGGCAAAGCCAAGCUCGAAAUGGACCGAUCUGGCCAAACCGCUGAGCUCACCGGUCCUGGAAGUCAUUGCUGGAUUUGGCUUUCAGAAAAUGACACCAGUCCAGGCAGCAACAAUUCCGUUACUUUUGUCCUACAAAGAUGUCGCCGCCGAGGCAGUUACCGGAUCCGGCAAAACGCUGGCAUUUGUGGUUCCGUUGCUGGAAUUGUUACUGAAGCGGCAGCGGGAUACGAUCUGGAAAAAAUCCGAAAUCGGUGCAAUAAUCAUCUCUCCAACGCGAGAACUGGCCACCCAAAUAAGCGAUGUGCUGCAGGAUUUCCUUGAGCACGAAAAGCUGGCGAUCUUCAAACAGAAACUGCUGAUUGGCGGGAAUCCCGUAGAGGAAGAUGUUGACUCGAUUAGGAAAGAAGGGGCCAAUGUUUUGAUAGCCACUCCCGGACGGCUGAAAGACUUACUCGAGCGGAAAGGCGAUCUAAAUCUAACGGUGAAGGUUAAGAGUUUGGAACUGCUGGUACUGGAUGAAGCUGAUCGAUUACUGGAUUUGGGGUUCGAGUCCACUAUCAAUACCAUUCUGGGGUAUUUGCCACGGCAACGGAGGACUGGUCUUUUCUCGGCGACACAAACAAAGGAGGUGAAAGAUUUGAUGCGAGCUGGUCUGCGAAAUCCGGUUCUGGUUAGCGUCAAAGAGAAGGCCACAGUUAGCACGCCAAAGCUAUUGCAGAACUUUUACGUGAUCGUUGAGCCGGAACAGAAGCUAGCAGUAAUGCUGGAUUUCAUCGAACGCCAGGAACUGAAGAAAGCGAUGAUUUUCUUUCCCACGUGUGCCUGCGUUGAGUAUUGGGGAAUUGCUUUGACGGAACUACUGAAACCAACCAAGGUUCUCGCCCUGCAUGGUAAGAUGAAGGCUCAGCGGAAUCGAAUACUGAAGGAUUUCAGGGAAUCGGAAAAUGCCCUUCUCCUUUGCACGGAUUUGCUUGCAAGAGGGGUUGACAUACCGGAAGUGGAUUGGGUAUUACAGUGGGACGCUCCCUCGAAUGCUGCGGCCUUUGUCCACCGAGUGGGACGAACUGCCCGGCAAGGCCACGAAGGAAAUGCUCUAAUCAUGCUCCUCCCUUCGGAGGAUGCUUACGUGGAUUUCCUUACUCGAAACCAGAAAGUUUCGCUGAAAAAAGUAACAUUGGAACCGAACGACAAGAAGUUCAAGCUUGCCCUCAAAACACUGCACCGUCUUCAAAAGAGUGAUCGUGGGAUCUACGAUAAGGCAAGUCGUGCCUUUGUGUCCCACAUUCAAGCCUACAGCAAACACGAAUGCAACCUAAUUCUUCGAGUGAAAGAUCUCGACCUGGGCAAGAUUGCCACCAGCUAUGGGUUGCUUCAGUUGCCAAAAAUGCCCGAAAUGAAGGAACACUUCAAGAAGUCGUUCCAGGGUCCCGGCGAAGAAAUCGACAUCUACAAGCUCACCUACAAGGACAAACAGAAGCAAGCGUCGUACGACAACAAGGUGAAACUCUACCAGGAGACCGGCGAGUGGAAGGGUAAGAAGAAGCUGCUGAAAAAGAAAUCCAUCCCCUGGGAGCUGGCCAAACAGGAACGCGAGGAGCGGAAAGAGAUCCGUAAGAAGCGACGCGAAGCCAAACAUAAACGCAAGGCGGCCAUAGAAUCCGGCGAUGUGGAACCGGUUAAGAAGAAAAAGGCCAAAUUCUCGCAGGAAGAACUGGAUGAACUGGCGAACGAUAUCCGGGCGCUGAAGAAGCUGAAAAAGAAGAAAAUUACUGAGGAGGAGUGCGACGACGAGCUGGGGCUAGCAAGUGAUGAUGAUGAAUAAGAUGUCCUACGAUUCCCGUAAGGUAUGUACCGAAUUGGAA
Messenger RNA from Aedes aegypti (yellow fever mosquito), 2025 nucleotides. Its product is annotated as probable ATP-dependent RNA helicase DDX55 homolog. The transcript is spliced from 2 exons. Gene Ontology annotation, cellular component: nucleolus. The record is from RefSeq and is a predicted model, not a curated record. NCBI's taxonomy places the organism in Eukaryota, Metazoa, Arthropoda, Insecta, Diptera, Culicidae. The coding region runs from base 162 to 1985 and encodes 607 amino acids. Gene Ontology annotation, molecular function: ATP binding; nucleic acid binding.